Molecule: messenger RNA, 2111 nt
Organism: Misgurnus anguillicaudatus (oriental weatherfish)
Lineage: Eukaryota; Metazoa; Chordata; Actinopteri; Cypriniformes; Cobitidae
Biological process (GO): regulation of transcription by RNA polymerase II
Molecular function (GO): DNA-binding transcription factor activity, RNA polymerase II-specific; RNA polymerase II cis-regulatory region sequence-specific DNA binding
Source: RefSeq, a predicted model, not a curated record
UUGUUUGUUUGUUUUGUUUUGGAUGGAUGUGGAUUGUUGUGAAUCGUCAGUUUAUGUGACUGUUGGGGGCUCCACAGAAUGUCUGGAUUCAGUGUGGAUGAGCAGAGAGAGCCGCACACCACAGUCACUGCUGGACUCUAAACUCUCUGAAGAGAAAUCCAGACACACACAGGACUCAGAGCUCAGUCUGACUUUACUCUGUUAUACUGAGUCAAAGCCCACAGACUCUCAGGACACUACAGUGUGUGACAGUAAACAGAGCUUACAGGAUGAGCAAACCACCACAGAGUCUCUGGAUUCUGUCUGUAACGCUGGAGAACAGCAGCAGAUCCCGAAGAUGUGUUCAGUUAAACUCAUCGACUGCAGGAACCCGAUGAUGAAGAUUAAAACUGAACCCACAGAAAUAAAAACUGAACCCACAGAAACAAAAAUCGAACCCACAGAAGAGGAAGGUGAUGCUUUUAUUUCGUCAGAUGUAAAGAGUGAAUCAUGUUUGGAUGAAGAAAUGACGUCCUCAACAUCAAAAGAGCGACUGACAGCACAAACUCUUUCAUGCAUUACCUGUGGAAAGACAUUCAGCUCACAAAUGCAUUUAGAGAGACAUGCGAGAAAACACACAGAACAGAACCUCUUCACCUGCACCAGAUCUGAGAUCAGCAUUACUACAAUACAAGAGAAGAAACUUCAUUCAGAAGAACACAGAGAGAAGAAGCAGCAGUUUCUCUGUGAGCAUUGUGGGAAGAUUUGUGGCUCUUCCUUUAAUCUAAAAGUUCACUUGAGGACACAUACUGGUGAAAAGCCUUUCUGCUGCGCUGAAUGUGGAAAAUACUUCAGCACCAAAGAAAAUCUUAAUACUCAUAAGAGAAUUCACACAGGAGAAAAACCAUACGCGUGUCCUCACUGUGAGAAGAGAUUUAGCCAUAACCAAUGUCUUAAGACACACAUGUUUAUACACACCAAUGAGAGACCGUAUCAGUGCAGAAAAUGUGACAAAGCCUUUAGGGAUUCAGGUUCAUUAAAAUCACACCAGAAUAUUCACUCUAAAGAGAAACUCUAUCAAUGUUCACACUGUGAUGCACAUUUCUAUCAUGAAUAUCAGCUGAUAGCCCAUGAGAAAGUUCAUACUGAAGAAACAUCUCAUGACUGUAGUGUUUGUGGGAAGAGUUUUAAUCAUUAUGAACAUUUAGUGGCACACCAGAUAAUUCAUAAAGGGGAAAAACCUUACAAAUGCUUUCAGUGCGACAAGACGUUUACUCAUUUAGGUAACUUAAAAGCCCAUCAGAGAAUUCAUACUGGAGAGAAACCUUAUCAAUGUAGUGUUUGUGGAAAGUGUUUUAGUCAGCAGUCAAACUUUCUAAAGCACCAGAGACUUCAUACAGGUGAGAAACCAUUCAAAUGCUCUGAGUGUGAUAGGACGUUUGCUCAGUCAUAUUACUUAAAAGUCCAUCAGAGAGUUCAUACUGGAGAGAAACCUUAUCACUGUAGUGUCUGUGGAAAGAGUUUUAGUCAACCAUCAAACUUUAUAAAGCACCAGAGAACUCAUACAAGUGAAACGCCCUUUGAAUCAUUUGCUCAUUUGGGUUAAUUCAUACUGGAGAGCAACCGUACAUCUGCAUUCCAGGAUUUUUCUCUACAUAGUGGACUUUAUUGGACCUCGCAGAUUCAAAGGGCUCUAAACGAUCCCAAUUACAUAAAUGUACAUUAUGUGUGUAGUCUUGUGUGUAGUCUUGUACUUUAUUUGCUUAUCUAAUCAAACUAACAAAAGAUGUAUUGCAGUAACGAUAAAAAAAGAAUUGAUUUCAAAUUUUGAUUCGUUGAAUGUUAUGUAGCCGACAGCUGCAUAUAGUUCAGUUUCUCUCAUUAUUAACUUAAAAUAUGGAUAAAUUAUGGAUAAACGUAACCACCUGAAUAUAAACCAAUGCAAAUCUAUGAUAAUAAUCAUGACAUAAAACAUUGUGUUAGUUCUGUGUUUUUUUGUGUAACCGUUUGAGGUACCAAUAAUAAUAGUGUCCUGUCAGCCUUGACGAAAAACUUAGCUUCCACUGUUGUUUCUCUGCUAAUGCAGCAUCUAUUUUACAAAUUAAUUACUUUAUAAUGAUAUGAAGCAACAU